UUCAGAAUAUUCUUAUAUUGGUUCAAUGGAUAAGUCAUGGAUCACAAAGCCACGAAACUCAAUAGAGUAUGAGCGAGGGGUUAGGAGGUUUAUUGAUUUUGCCUUCGAAAAUAGUUUAGCUGAAGCAACUGUAUGCCCUUGUUUGAAGUGCGGUUUUAGAAAAAAAGUGACAAAGGGUGAGAUGUACGAUCACUUGAUAUGUACCCAAUUCCCGAAAGAAUAUACACUUUGGUUUUAUCACGGAGAGACUGAGGUAGGGGAUCCCAGUAGUAACGUCUCAAAUAGUGAUGCUUCAAAUGCUUUUGAUGAUUUUAAUCAAGAUUCUAUUCAUGACAUGCUUGGAGAUGCUUUUGGAACUGAUAUGCACUGGGCAAAUGAAGUCUCAUUAGAGUCAGAUGAAGACAUUGAUGGAGUUGAAAGAGUGAUGCCAGAUGUAGCUGAUGCAUCGGAGUUUGAAGAAUUAGCAAGUCAUGCAGAACUACCUUUGUAUGAAGGGUGUACAAGAUAUUCAAGAUUGUCCUUUUUGGUGAAGAUGUAUCAUAUUAAGUGUAUAUGUGGGAUGACUGACAAGGCAAUGUCGAUGAUAUUUGAACUCUUACAUGAUGCAUUUGAACAUGCAAAGAUUCCGAGUUCAUUUUAUGAAGCAAAGAAAACUAUCUUGAAGCUUGGUAUGAAUUAUGAGAAGAUACAUGCAUGCUCGAACAAUUGCAUGCUGUAUUGGGGUGAAGACAAGGAGAAAGAAAUGUGUAAAGUUUGCAACAGGUCUAGAUGGAAACUAGAUACAAAGGGUGGUGAGAUUCAAGAAUCAAAUGAUGGGAAUAUUAGGAAGAAGGUGCCUGCUAAAGUUCUUCGUUACUUUCCAAUAAUCAAUGAAAACUAUGAGAAUGAGGAUAUGCUUGUGUAA
This is a messenger RNA of Arachis duranensis, 904 nucleotides long. RefSeq lists its product as uncharacterized. The coding region runs from base 26 to 904 and encodes 292 amino acids. The record is from RefSeq and is a predicted model, not a curated record. The transcript is spliced from 2 exons. Lineage: Eukaryota; Viridiplantae; Streptophyta; Magnoliopsida; Fabales; Fabaceae.